GGGUAGUUUAGUCGAGUUUCUGAGUUGGUGAAGCGUUGUCGCGUUGUUGCAUUCGCGGGCAAGUUUGUUUACUUUUGUAAAGUAACUGAAUAACUAUGGAACUUACAUAGACAGUUCGUUUUCAAGUGAUGUGAUUGAAGCAGUGUUUUAAUUGGUACUAUUGUAUUUUAAUUUGUUAAAAAUGGAGAUGAGGCGAUUAUUUUGGACAAUAUUUUUGGGAGUUUUAUGCAGAGCGGAGGCGGGUAUGAUGGGUGAUCAGUGCGACUGGACUGGCAGUGGCCUGACAUCAACGACGGAGCGUGGAGUGACGCCUGUGUACCUGCGAUGCAGGGAGGGCACCAUCUCCUGGAUGUACCCUCGAGGAGCUCUGCGUCUCAUCCUGAGACCUCCCCUGCCCGGCGAUGAGAGGGAUUUCAAGAUCUGCAUCAGGGUCAUACGGCGACCAGACCCACCUGAUCUAUUCCAUUCACUGGAAUUUAAUGAUACAGAAGUCGCUGAGCGGUUCCCUGCGCGUCUAUUUGUGGAGGGCGCGCGAAGAUUAGUUCCUUUGUAUGCGCCCAAUGAUGGCGAUCCAAGGGAACUGCGGUGCUUCCGAGGCAGACACGGAGGUGCUGCGAUAUAUGUGGAAGCUGAACCAGAAGAUGGUCCCCAGAGGAGAGAAGCCACCUUCAAAUAUGAAGCGCGGCCCCUAGUCCGGAGACACUACGACCCCAACACAGCAGACUGCAGACCUUGCUCCGAUUCGGAACUCGAGCUCGCCUUCUGCACCAGCGACCUCGUAUCGCGAGGAGUGAUCGUGAUGAGCGAACCCCGUAAGGACCUGGACACUACGCAGUUGACUUUACGAGUCACGAAGCUCAUCCGAGCCACCUCCGAAGCUGAAAGCAAGGACAAGCCUGACUUGGAAGAUGAUGAAUAUUAUAGAUACGACGUAGACAACACACUGGAGCGCACUACACACCGCAACCACAGACGGCGGAAAGCACGCAGCUUGCACGCACACGUGCACGUCUCGUCCGUGUGCGGCGCGUCCGCAGGCGCCGGCGAGUUCCUCAUCAUGGCGAGACGGCGACUGGGACGGUACUCCCUAGUCUGCGCACCAAGAAUAGAAGACUGGAUGGAACUUGUCAAAAGAAGAAAUGCUGACGGUACAGCUUACUGCUUGCUGCAGCAUUAGUUCGUAAAUCCAGUGUUGUGAUUGGUUAAUAUCAGUGAUGACUUUGAUGCGAUUGGUCGGUUGCUAUUAUGGACUUGGAUGAAAGAUGUUGGUUUUGUUAGAUAUUAUUAUGUCUCGAAUGGAACAGUGAUGCAUUGUUUCGUUCGGAUCCUAUUUAGAGUAUAUAACGUUAGUUUAUUAUGUUAUUGCUUGCCAUAAAAUCAGCUUGCGUUCUAAUGCAAUAUUGUACAAACAAUUCUAAUCUUUAUUUAUGUAUCAAAUGUUUAUAUUUACUGUAAAUGUUGUAUUGUAGAUUUUUAAAGGAAAUGUGGUCCAGAGUGCCAAAAUAUAUAAGAUCUUCAGUUAGGUGUAAGGUCGAUCUCAACUGUGUACAUAUUAUGUUUAAGUGGGAUUAAGAAAGCCAUAUUAAUUAAGCUCCGUAAUUAUAAACGUAAUAUAUUGCAGUCUUAGUGUGAUUCAGAACAGAUUUAUUUUUAUUUUUUUUUUAAUAUAAAUAUGCUGACUUGGUGCCACUCUGUUGUUAUGUGUUAAAGGUGCUUCAAAACGGGUAAUAUUUUUCUAUAAUGUUUGUAUGUAUGCAGUGCUAUGGCUGACAAUAUUGCAUACAUUGUCUUGCAAUAUUACACAAAUUUUCAUGCAAUAUUGCAUAAAUUGUCACUCAAUAUUGCAUAAAUUGCUCACAUUGCCAUGCAAUAUUGUUAUAUAAUAUUGUAAUUAUAUCUGUAUCAUUCAAUUAAAAAUGUUUAAUAUCGUUUAUGGUCAAAAGUGCAGCUACAUAUUGCAGAAAAAUAUUGCCCAUUUAAAAGCGCUUGAAAAACAAGCUGGAAUUGUUUUAAAAGAUCCGUAUAACAUCUAUCUAUGAAAUAUUCUAUUGUUGAGUAAAAAUACAAAACAUAUUAAGGUACUCCAAUCUAUCAUACAUACUCAACCGAUUUUCAACCUUAUAAUCUCAUAUAUAAAGUCGAAAAUCGAUUGCAAAACAUGAUAGCUUGAAGUGCCUCAAAGUACCUUAUAUGCAGAUAUUAUGAUUCUGCAAUGUUAAAAAAAUGUCUUCUUAAGUGCUUCCGUAAAUAAAAUCAUAUAUUUUUAUUAUAUAACUUAUACAUAUAUGAAACUUGAACAGAUAUAAAUACCAGCCUAUGUGAAUACUUUAGUAAUAUAUUUUGUACAAACACUUUAAGUUUAGUUGUCGACAUGUGAUAUAGUUUACAACGAUUAUGUUAAAAAACCUAUUGUAUAUACGAGAAUAUAACAAUACAUAGUGUUUAUAAUAUACAUAACUACAUAUUAUUUUAUGUACUAGAAGAAAAUGCUGUUGAAUAAAAUAGUUCAAAAUUUA
Messenger RNA from Spodoptera frugiperda (fall armyworm), 2516 nucleotides. Its product is annotated as meteorin-like protein. The record is from RefSeq and is a predicted model, not a curated record. Gene Ontology annotation, molecular function: hormone activity. The coding region runs from base 182 to 1177 and encodes 331 amino acids. The transcript has 5 exons. Lineage: Eukaryota; Metazoa; Arthropoda; Insecta; Lepidoptera; Noctuidae.